AUGCAAUUCAAAUCCAUCCUCGCAACAUUCGCGCUCCUGGCCAUGGGAAUUGUCGUCUCCGCUGUACCCCUGCUCGGCGCUGAUCCCCUCGUCGCUCGUGCUGCCCUUGAAAACCGUCAGGUGUCGUGCUGCCAGAAGAUCGGGGACGAGCCCCCCGUCUAAAACUCUUCAGCGCUGCUGCUGUACGAUUGUGACGACGUGUAUCAUCACAUGUACUAUGAGACGACGCCGGUCAUGACCAUACUUUACGGUGAUACAUAGUGUGACGCAUGUCACCUGUAGUAAUAAUAUUAUGUAGCCCAAGAUUUGUUAAAGCAUAGCGCAGUAGCCGACCCUGACAUACGCCAGAUGUUGUGAUCUUAAGACUGUCUCG
Phanerochaete carnosa HHB-10118-sp is the source of this 373-nucleotide messenger RNA. RefSeq lists its product as uncharacterized. Lineage: Eukaryota; Fungi; Basidiomycota; Agaricomycetes; Polyporales; Phanerochaetaceae. The transcript is spliced from 2 exons. The coding region runs from base 1 to 162 and encodes 53 amino acids. The record is from RefSeq and is a predicted model, not a curated record.